This is a messenger RNA of Brienomyrus brachyistius, 2918 nucleotides long. It is a transcript of the gene ccdc170, whose product is annotated as coiled-coil domain containing 170. The record is from RefSeq and is a predicted model, not a curated record. The transcript is spliced from 10 exons. Bases 141 to 1964 code for a protein of 607 amino acids. Lineage: Eukaryota; Metazoa; Chordata; Actinopteri; Osteoglossiformes; Mormyridae.
UGUUUAUGCGUUGCCUGGAAACCAAAUUUUAACACCGAGCAUUAAUUGACUAAACUCGCUAUACCUUGUAACCUUCACCGCCUCACGCCAAGUUUGCUUCUUCAGAAAUGCAAAGAUAAUAGAUGAGAUAAAGUUUGAAAAUGGAUAUUAAUAGGUCUAGUGCUGACUCAGCUGAACUGCCUGCUUCAGGUUUGAAUGAAAUGCCUUUUAAUACGAUCCAAGACCAAGUGGAUGUUUUAAAGAAGAGACUACAAGUCAAAGAAGACAUGAUUUUGUCUCUGACAUCAGACACUAAGUACUCAGAGGGAAGGAAGGAGGCGGAGCAGCAGCCCAGAGACGCAGGAAGGAGAUACCAUGAUGUUGCCUUCCGAUUGGCUGACAGAUUGUCCAUCAAUCUGAGAGGGAAUGAAGAUCCACUGGAUUUUAUUGUGCAUCUGGUCGACACGCUCUGCGAGGAGAAAGGCAGGAGAAGGAGCGAGAUGAGGAGCCUGAAGAACUCCAUGGCGGCCAGCGAGGUGGAGUGCAGAGCCGGCCGGCAGACGGUGAUGCGGCUGGUGGCCGAGGUGCGACGGGAGCAGAGUCUCGCGGCGGCCCGUGCUGAGGAGGUAGAGACUCUCAGAAAGGACAUCGACCAGGCUCUGCUGGCCAAGAGGAAGACUGAGGCGGAAAGCGAGGUCCUCAGGGAGAAGCUGGAGUCAGGCCAGCGCGCCCUAGCGGACUCCCAGCAGGAAGCCGACCGCCUGGGCAGGCAUUCCCAGGAGCUGAGCCGACAGCUGCACCGCAGCCAAAUUGAGGCCCAGGCUGUGAAGGCCCUCCUGCGGGCCUUUGGGCAGGAAGUGACAGAGCACAUCCGUGACCAAAGCAGUCCAGCCUCAGAGGAGGAUGUUCAAAAAAAACUCAGGGAGCUCUGUAGAAGCAGAGAUACUGGCGUUGAGAAUAUUCCAAAAAUCGAGGACGGUCUGUCUGAGGUCCUGGGGGAGCUUGCCAGGCUGUUUGGGCUCCACCAGGGGGUGCUAGAGAGAGCCCGUUCAGCCGAGCAGCAGGUGCAGGAGCUAGGAAGGCGGCAGAAGGAACUGGAGGCCGAGCUGGUCACGGCAGAAGUGCUCGGCGACGGGUUGAGCCGGGAAAGACACAACAACCUGCGCUUCCUCGAGCAGCUGUCAGAGAGGCUGAAGCUGGAAAGGCUUGCCGCAGAAAUGGGCUUCGACAUGCAGGCAGAGGCGAUCCUGCUGCGCGUGGAGCGACUGGUGAAGCAGGAAGAACGUGAUUUGGUGGAAAGCAAGACUCUGGCGCGUGAUCUGCAGAGAAAGAUGAAGGUCCAUCGAGAGCAGCUGCAGAGCAAGGAGCUGCACAUGGAUAUGCUGCGCAGGAAGGUGGCCCAGCUGGAGGAGGAGAAACGAAGCCGCUCGGCGCUGGCCGUGGAGCGUGACGACGCUCACCUGACAGCCCGCAAGCUGCAGAAGAAGGUGGAGAGGCUACAGAAGGAGCUGGAGGCCUUGCACCACUCAGACACUGAGCUUAAAGCCCGGCUUUGUCAUACCAAUGAGCUCAAGAUCAAAGUCCUGGAGCAGAAUCAGACCAUCGAAGUCCAGGGCAAGAGCCUUGACAGACUGCAGAAGGAGAAAGCAAAGGCGACAGGGAGGUUAGCCAUGGAGAAGACCGAGCUGGAGAGCAGGUAUCAGGAAGCCGUGGAGGGCCAGCAGCAGGUCCAGCGAUCUCUGCAGAGUCGCUCCAGCGAGCUGAGGAUUCUCCAGCAGACCGUGCUGGAGCUCACUGAGAAGGAGAGACAGUUGACAGACUUCCGUAAGGUAGUGGCCAGCAUGCUCGGCCUGGACAUCAACACAUUGGCCGUGCCCGACUAUGAGAUCAUCAAGACGCUGGAGGGGUUUCUCCACGCAUCUCCCCACACGCACCGGCUUUGCCAAUGCCUGGAUCACACCCAUCGCCAGCUCACUUUGAACUAGGCCAUGGCUCGGUAUAACAACACAUACAACAUCUGGGAACCUCCUCCACGUGCAAGAAGAGCAGCUAUUUAUGGCCGAAUUUCUAUGUAACAAUUCACCAGUACGCUGAACACAAAUUUUACAUUUCUUUCUUAUUGCCACGAUUGCAUGUUAAAUUCCAAAAUCACAAAUAAAUGUCAUAAUCAGAAUGUGGAAAAUUGUUUUUAUUAUAGUCUUGAUUGUUAUGCUAUAAAAUACACUAUUUGGACUAAAGUACUGGGAUAUGCCUCUCAAUCAAUGAAUUUAGGUGUUUCAUUCAGACCCAUUGCUACAGGUGUAUACAAUCAAUACCUGGCCAUGCAGUCAGGCGUACAAACAAUGGUGAAAGAAUGAGUCAUUUUGAAGAGCUCAGUGAAUUUAAGUGUGGUAUUGUCAUAGGAUGACAGCUUUUGUGAUGGCAGCUACAGAGUGGGGUCGCCGAGUGCUGAGGUGCAUCCCCAACGUUCUGUUGAUUCAGUAACUGCAGAGUUCCAAACUUCCUCUGGAAUUUUUUCCACCUUUGUGAUUGACUAGAAUGGAAAUUGCGAGUCUGGCCUUCAUAUUCAAACUCAGUGCCUGACCUCACAAAUGCUCUUCUGGCUGAAUGAGCAAAAAUUCCCACAGACACACUCCAUAAACUUGGGGAAAGCCUUCCUAGAAGAGUGGCAGCUGUUAUAGCCACAAAGGAGGAACCAACUCCACCUCCACCUAUGGAUUUAGAAUCAGAUAUCAUAAAAGUUCCUGUAGGUGUUCCAGUACUUGUCCAUGUAUUGUAUGUAUGCACCGGAAAAUAAUUUAGUCGUGGUUUUUUUGGCAAAGUAUUAUGAAUUAUCGCUUUGAGUAGAAAUGUCUUAUCUUAAUGCCAUUGGUGUAAUUAAAGCUGUAUAUGGUCGUUUAUCUUUGAGGACAGAAAAUCACUGUGACAUUGUGGCACUA